GAAGAUAACGCGCUUUUUCGGAGUACAUCACGACCCUCCGUAUCGGCGUCCAUUUCAAGACACAACACCAGUAGCGGUAGUCAGUCCAGUUCCUCACACUCCACGGAUCCGGAGGGUGCAGGCAAGUCGGACAGCCUGGCACUCCAGGUAACAAAGGAAGCAGUGAGAGCACACUGGAUGGCACGGAGGGCUGGGGCAUUUUCCACACCAACAAAACCAGUAAAGGAGCCAUUGCACCACACAGAUCUCCUGGGGGCUCUCAAGUCGGGUUUGAUCCGACGGGUCUCGACCUCUGGCGACUCCAAGGACCCCGAAGGUGCACCGGUCCCGAAACAGAAGGCUGAGGAAACACCGCCCCCACCCUUGGUAUCCGGCGCCGGCCUGGUCGGUUACGAGGAUAGUGACUAG
Messenger RNA from Dibothriocephalus latus, 408 nucleotides. NCBI's taxonomy places the organism in Eukaryota, Metazoa, Platyhelminthes, Cestoda, Diphyllobothriidea, Diphyllobothriidae. The record is from the annotation of a GenBank genome assembly.